AUGUCGAAUACGGGAAGAGGAGCUACGAUCUUGCCUUCGAAUUCAUGGUCGUAUCUUGUUGGUGGAGGACUAGGCGGAAUGUGCGGAGCCAUCGUCACAAGCCCAUUUGACGUCGUUAAAACCCGUCUCCAAUCCUCCCUCUUCAAAUUAAACACAUCCCCCGCUCUCCUCUCCUCUGCCUCCUCUUCCGCCUCCGCCGCCUCCCUCUCCCUCCCCCUCGCAGGCCUCCCACACCAUCACCCCAGAGCCACCAACCUCCUCUAUCACUUCGUCGAAACAGGACACAUCCUCAAAGACAUCUACAACCACGAAUCACCACGAGCCCUCUUCAAAGGCCUCGGUCCAACACUCAUCGGCGUCAUCCCCGCGCGGUCUAUCAAUUUUUGGACGUAUGGGAAUGGGAAACAUGUUUUUGCGUCGCAGUUCAACAAUGGGGAGGAGAAUGCGUGGGUCCAUUUGAUGAGUGCCUCUUUGGCGGGUGUCGUUACGGGCACGGCUACCAAUCCCAUAUGGGUCGUUAAGACUCGGCUGCAGCUUGACGCUGCAGGUGGGACUGGGACGGAACAAGGACAGCAGAAGAAGGUUUUCGGGUCCAGUUGGAGUUGUAUAAGACGGAUAAUGAGGGAAGAGGGUGUCAGGGGCUUCUAUAAAGGGCUUAGCGCGAGUUAUUUGGGUGUUACGGAGACAACGAUUAUGUGGGUGCUUUAUGAGCAUAUGAAGAGGGCUGCGGCGCUUGAGAAGAAGGGGGGGUAUCAGGAGUGGUUUGGGCUGUUGGGCAGUGCGGGGACGGCCAAGUUUGUGGCCAGUUUGAUUACGUAUCCUCAUGAGGUCCUCCGCACCCGCCUUCGUCAACCAACAAUCAACAACGUCCGUAAAUACACCGGGCUCCUACAAACCCUCAAACUCGUCCUCGCCGAAGAAGGCGUCCGCUCGCUUUAUGGAGGGUUGAGCGCGCAUAUGAUGCGCGUCGUGCCGAAUGCGGCGGUUAUGUAUUCGAUAUAUGAGGGGAUUUUGAAGUGGGGUGAGGCGUAG
Molecule: messenger RNA, 1032 nt
Organism: Laccaria bicolor S238N-H82
Lineage: Eukaryota; Fungi; Basidiomycota; Agaricomycetes; Agaricales; Hydnangiaceae
Exons: 3
Coding region: 1-1032 (343 amino acids)
Biological process (GO): pyrimidine nucleotide import into mitochondrion
Cellular component (GO): mitochondrion
Molecular function (GO): pyrimidine nucleotide transmembrane transporter activity
Source: RefSeq, a predicted model, not a curated record